Fulvia fulva is the source of this 1341-nucleotide messenger RNA. RefSeq lists its product as uncharacterized. Bases 1 to 1341 code for a protein of 446 amino acids. The record is from RefSeq and is a predicted model, not a curated record. Lineage: Eukaryota; Fungi; Ascomycota; Dothideomycetes; Mycosphaerellales; Mycosphaerellaceae. The transcript has a single exon.
AUGGCACCAGCUCCACCAGUAUUGGGCUUCCUCCUCGCAUCGAGAACAGCAAAAACCAUCGACUCGAUACCCGACAUCCAACUCUCUUCCCUCGAGCUCGACCAACGCGACACCACAGCACACAAUCUGUUCCGAAGAGCGUCCUCCGAGCUAGUCCCUCGAGCAGACUCCAAUGCACAACAUGGCUCGGGCGCAAUAGAUCCUUCAACCAUCAAGAAUGGCGGCUUCUUCGCCCUCUUCGCCAUCCUCGGUGUCGCCAUGGUUCUCGCCUCCAUCUGGUUCUUCUUUUGGGCCAAGAACGGUGGCUUCCAGUUCCAACAAGGAGAUUGGGACGACUACAAAUCUACAGUGCUUCGUCGAAAGGGUCCCGACGGCAAGACACUGAGCAAUGCCACCAAGAGUACCAAGCUGGGAGGCGGUACUAUUGCCGGUAGCCAGCACUAUGCCUGGGCCAAGAAUGCUGCACGUUCCGUCGUCGGCAAAGACGAGAAGGGCAGAAAGGGUGUCAUGGCCAAGAGAGGAUGGGCAAAGACCCACAGUAUCACAUACAGCGACGACUUCACAGAUACUCUCGGCACCAGAACCGUCUACUCUGACGAGAUGACUGAGGCUCGUACAGAACCCGAUCUCGAGCGCGGCCACGGCCACCAUUCCCGACGCUACCGUGAUCGGGAUGUACGACAGUACAAGAAGGAGAGACCUGCCCGUGUAGGUGGACUCAACCGUGAAGCCGACGGCAGCCACUUCGACUACACCAACACCGACCGAUCCGACGUCAUGACUGAGACUGUUCUUACGGAGAGCUCUGACCAGCCCAUGCUACCGAAGACCGAUGAGCGUAGAGAGAAGGAGAAGCAACGAGCAGAGCGCAAGGCCCGUGAAGAAGCCAAGAGAAUGGAGCGCCGCUGGAAGAGAGAGGCUGAAGAAGCCGCUGCUGCACUCGCCCGCGAAAGUAGCAGUAUCCCUCCUCCGCCUCCUUCACAUGCACGCAAGAGUUCCAGCCCACACAAGAACCCAUCGGCAGCACACAAAACCCGUCGUGACCGCGACCGUGCAUCCUCCCGUUCGUCGUCGCCCAAGAAGCGAGACUUCUCUUACAAUCAGGGACCAGAGUCCGAGAUCCUCAGCACUGCCUAUACGCAAUCGACUUCGAGCGGUCAACGCACAUCAAGCUACUACGACGAGUACCGCCCACGCGCCAGUGACAACCCUCGCUACUCUCGCGAGUUUGCGCAUUCCGAGCGCGAGCGCAGUGGCAGGCAGUCUUCGCCGCGCAAGAAGCAAGGUGGCGCGCGAUCGGGAGGUUAUCGACGUGGUGGUACCGAUAGCGAUCUGGAGUAG